Messenger RNA from Lodderomyces margitis, 1008 nucleotides. It is a transcript of the gene BET2, whose product is annotated as Rab geranylgeranyltransferase. Gene Ontology annotation, molecular function: Rab geranylgeranyltransferase activity. Gene Ontology annotation, cellular component: Rab-protein geranylgeranyltransferase complex. NCBI's taxonomy places the organism in Eukaryota, Fungi, Ascomycota, Pichiomycetes, Serinales, Debaryomycetaceae. Bases 1 to 1008 code for a protein of 335 amino acids. Gene Ontology annotation, biological process: protein geranylgeranylation. The transcript has a single exon. The record is from RefSeq and is a predicted model, not a curated record.
AUGGCAUCGUCAACCCCAUAUCAUGCAUUAUGCAAGGAAAAGCACAUCAAAUUUAUAAUAGAUCAGGAGUCUAACCGCUCUUACGAAUACUGGCUAAGUGAGCACCUACGCAUGAAUGGAUUAUACUGGGGGGUAACAGCAUUGAUCACCAUGAAAAGCCUCAAUGAUACAACGCUCCCACAACAAGACGUGAUCAAAUAUGUAUUGAGUUGUUGGGAUGAUAGGUUUGGUGCAUUUGGCUCAUUUCCAAAACAUGAUGCCCAUAUACUUUCAACAUUGUCAGCACUUCAAAUCUUGAAAAUAUAUGAUGCCAACUUAUCCAUGUUGACACAGGAUCAGAAACUGCGACUUGUCCAAUUUGUCAAGGGGUUGCAGUUGUCCAAUGGUAGUUUCCAGGGGGACAGAUUUGGCGAAGUAGAUACUAGAUUUGCCUAUACAGCAAUUUCGGCAUUGUCAUUGUUGGAUGAAUUGACAAUGGACGUUGCCGAACCUGCCAUCAAUUUUAUCAUGCAAUGUUUGAAUUUCGACGGUGGAUUUGGCUUAGUUCCUGGGUCAGAGUCACACGCGGCGCAAGCAUUUGUAUGUGUUGGUGCCCUUGCCAUAAUGAACAAACUCGAUGUACUCGUUGAUGAUGGAUUGGACGAAAAAAUAUGUAGUUGGUUAAGUGAACGUCAAGUUUUACCCUCGGGUGGGUUCAAUGGACGACCCGAGAAGCUUCCUGAUGUGUGUUAUAGUUGGUGGGUCUUGUCGACAUUGUCGAUCCUAGGGAAGGCACACUGGGUCGAUUUGGAGAAAUUGGAGGCGUUUAUAUUGAGUUGUCAGGAUCCUAUUGAAGGGGGGAUCAGUGAUCGUCCUGAUAAUCAAACUGAUAUAUAUCACACGUGUUUUGGGAUCACUGGUUUGAGUUUGAUUGAUUAUGGUAAAUUUGGGCUUGAUGAGAUUGAUCCUGUUUAUUGUAUGCCAAAAAGAGUGACCAAGGAUUUUAGAAAAUGGAAGAGAGGUGAUUAG